AACAGCACUUGUUUAUUAGCAGCAACAAACGAAGACGGGUCGAUCUAUCCAUGUUCUCAUUCUCCUUAAUCAGUCCACUGGAGGGAGAUCUUUCGUUCAAGGCAUCGUUGCUUUCGUUUGACAAUGAAUUCAAGUUGUUGGCUGAUCCAUCUUGGGAUGGGAAAGAUGCCAAUGCUGUCUUGUUUAUGGAACAACAUUUACUGGAAGUCAAUGCCGUGUUGUUAUCUCACUCCACUCCUGAUUUCAUAAGUGGAUAUGUAUUAUUAUGUUUGAAAUUCCCUAAUUUAAUGUCCACCAUGCCCGUUUAUUCAACAUUGCCUGUUAAUCAACUAGGUAGAAUAUCGACUGUGGAAUACUACAGAGCCAAUGGUGUUUUGGGUCCGUUGGAUUCUGCGAUUCUUGAAAUAGACGAGGUGGACAAUUGGUUCGAUAGGGUGACUUUGUUGAAGUACCAGCAAUCAACCAAUCUAAUGGAUAAUAAAGUGACCAUAACCCCAUACAAUGCCGGACAUACCCUAGGUGGUGCCUUCUGGCUCAUCGUGAAAAGAAUAGAUAAGGUGAUAUAUGCCCCAGCAUGGAACCACUCCAAGGACUCGUUCUUGAACAGUGCAUCAUUCAUAUCGACAUCCACAGGAAACCCAUUACUCCUGUUGCUCCGACCAACGGCAUUCAUCACAGCUCCCGAUUUAGGAUCCACCAUGCCCCAUAAACGAAGAACAGAGAAGUUUUUGCAACUAGUUGAUGCCACUUUGGCCAACGGGGGAGCUGCGUUAUUGCCUACGUCUCUAUCAGGUAGAUUUUUAGAGUUAUUUCAUUUAAUUGAUGAACAUUUGCAAGGUGCACCUAUACCCGUAUAUUUCCUUUCUUAUUCCGGUACCCGGAUAUUAAGCUAUGCUUCGAAUUUGCUUGAUUGGAUGUCGGGGAGCUUUAUCAAGUCUUGGGAUGAAACUAGUGGGGAUGGUGGUAGAGGCGGUGGCAAGGCAUUGCUGUCGAUGCCGUUUGAUCCUUCCAAGGUAGACUUGUUGUUGGACCCCAGUGAAUUGAUUCAGUUGAGUGGGCCCAAGAUUGUGUUUUGUUCCGGAAUUGAUAUAAAGAGCGGGGAUAUUUCAUCAGAGACGUUUCAGUAUUUAUGUAACAACGAGAAAACUACAGUUAUAUUGACGGAGAAAUCCCAGUUGGAAAAUGGCGGAUUGAAUUCUAUGCUUUAUAAAGAAUGGUAUGAAUUGACCAAGAAGAAGUUGGGUGGUAAGAUUGAAGAUGGUACUGCUGUACCGUUAGACAAGACAGUUUCAAUUGAAGAUUGGACCAGAGAAACUAAUUUGGAAGGUAGGGAAUUGAGUGACUUCCAAGAAAGAAUAACCCAACAGCGGAAGGAGAAAUUGCUUGCUAAAGUGAGAGAUAAGAAGAAUCAAAAUAUAUUGAAUGCUGAAAAUGUCGAUGAUGAAGAUUCUUCUGAAGAUGAAGACGAAGAAGAACAAGUACCGGAAGAAGAAACCAAAGGCGAAGCUGCCAAAUCUGUCACAACAACAGACGCAAUAGUAACAACAGCUACAAGUGUCGUUGAUGAGUUAGCUGCCCAUGAAGCAUUUGUUAUGGAUCAUAUAAAGCAAAGUUUGAAGGAUAAUAUACCAAUUGAUCUUAAAAUCACACAUAGAUUAAGACCAAGACUGGCUAUGUUUCCAUACUUUAUGACUACUCGUAAACAGAAAUUCGACGAUUAUGGCCAAGUAAUCGAUGUCGCUGAUUUUGAAAAAACAGACGAAACUUCCAAUGCCAAGAUCAUCAUGGAAGGUAAGAAGAAGUUUGAUGAAAAGAGAAGGUGGAAUGAAGAAAAGAGUAAUGAUGAUAAUAAACAGAAAAAGAAUCAAAAUAAACAACAGGCAAACAAGUUGACACCACAAGAACAGUUGAACCAGCAAUUAAUUCAAAAGAACUUGGAUACUUUGUAUAAUCCGAGAAAGAGAGUCCCACUCAAUGCUGCUUCUUCGUUUGCUUCGCAAUCUCAAAUGUUGAAGAUCAGAUGUGGGUUAUCGUUUGUUGAUUUGUCCGGGUUGGUUGAUUUAAGAUCUCUUGGUAUUAUUGUCCAAGCACUUAAACCAUAUAAUUUGCUUUUGCUUCCUGAUUUCAAUAGCAUUCCCGAAUUGGAAGUCAAUGGGUUGAAACAAGUACAGGAGAUGUUUGAUCAUCAGCAAAAUGAGCAAUUGCAAGAAGAAAGCAAGAAAAAGAUCUUGACUUCUUCGAGAUACUUGUCGCUCUCUUCGAUUAGAAGUGGGCUUUCUAGUGCCAUAUCCACUUAUGGUGGUAAUAAAAUGAACGUUUUGGUGGUUGAAAGUGACAAGCCGGUGAAGAUCGGUACCGAAUCCGAGUCUGGAGGAAUUGGAUUGAAUAAUUUUGAAAUCAAUUUGGACGAUUCCAUUAUCAAGGAUUUGAGAUGGCAAAAGAUUGGCAGCAACUAUCGUGUUGCUAAAGUCCAUGGGGAAUUGGAAUUACAAAAUCCGAUUGCGAAAGAAAAGACAGAGCGGACCCUUAGUGAUUAUAUAAAUCCCACCACCUACUUCACAUUGAAGAAACUGGAUGAUGAAAGUCUCCGAAAACGUCGCAAGGUUGUCAACCAAAGAUUGCAAGAUCCGAAAUUAAAACCAUUGAUUUCCAACGGUCCUAAGUUGGCGAUUGGGAAUAUCAGAUUGCCGGAUUUAAGAAAGAACUUGCAGGAAAAGAAUAUGAAUGCUGAGUUCAAGCAAGAGGGUACGUUGGUGGUUAAUGAUGUAUUGACCAUAAGAAAAGUUGCAUAUGGGACUAGUGAAAGUGAUGAUUCCGGAGAUAUUGUUAUAGAAGGUAAUUAUAGUAGACUACACCAGUACACCAAGAUGAGACCAUAUUCUAAAUCAGGAGGAACUGCUAAGUGUUUCUACGAAUUCCAAACCUUCGUUGCCUGCUACACAUCUGCUGAAACCGUCAACAGGAAAGAAUGCACCCCAGCGUUUGAAGAUUAUGCUGAAUGUUUGCAUGGUACCAAGGAAAGAGAAAGAGCCAGAUUGAUGAUGCAACAGUUGAAAGAAAAUGAACAAAACAAGAGUGGUGUCACUGCUUCUGAUUUGUACAAGUCAUCCGGUAGAGUCUACGAAAACUUGGAUUUGAUCAAGCAAUAAGUCACACCACUAACUACCACAAACAAAGUGUUGAUUCCAGCAAACAUAAUCUAACGACAAGGUGUUGAUGCUUUAGAAGUUACCAUUUUCCAUAUUUAUUUCAUUUGGUGUGUGUCCUUUUUUGCAAGGUUCGCUCCAACAAAGUCCAGCUGAUUUUACGUCACCACAUCAAGUUCAAUUAGUGCAUUCAACCUUUACUACCUCCAUCCCCUGUAAAUUAUAUACGUUUUUAUUCAUGAGAUAAGGAAUAUACAUACAUUAGUUAAAGCGCCUGUUGGAUUUCCAUCUUGUAGAUGUAGCAAUUCCAUGUAGCACUGGCAAUCGUGUUGAUGUUGUUGUCAGUAAAUGUGGAUGUUUACAGUGCUGCCAAAAUUUUGUUAAUAAAUGCGCAUCUCUUUUUCUUGCAACAACAUCCAACUAUCACCAGGAGUAUUCACCAUGGACGCGGCUGAGGCUAUACCGCCUAAUCAAAUAACAAGCAAGGGGAUCCUUCAGGAAGCGUACAAGCAGAAGGAAUCCAAAUUCACCCGGCCACAGCAAACAAUUCAAGAUCUUGAUGAACUACAAUCGUUCCAACAAGCAAAACGUAAAGAAUACGAACAACAACUAAACAAGAACCGAUUAAACUACGGCGAAUGGCUCAGGUAUGCUCGCUGGGAAGUGCAGCACAAUCACGAUUUCCCUCGUGCUCGGUCUAUAAUGGAACGAGCAUUGGAUGUCAAUAAUCAACAUGUGCCGUUCUGGGUGCUGUAUAUUCAAUUGGAAUUGUCCCACAAGAAUAUCAAUCACGCCCGGAAUUUACUUGACCGUGCCGUGAAAAUACUACCUCGAGUUAAUAAAUUGUGGUUUCUU
Spathaspora passalidarum NRRL Y-27907 is the source of this 4001-nucleotide messenger RNA. RefSeq lists its product as uncharacterized. The record is from RefSeq and is a predicted model, not a curated record. The transcript has 2 exons. Gene Ontology annotation, cellular component: mRNA cleavage and polyadenylation specificity factor complex. Gene Ontology annotation, biological process: mRNA 3'-end processing by stem-loop binding and cleavage. Gene Ontology annotation, molecular function: RNA binding. NCBI's taxonomy places the organism in Eukaryota, Fungi, Ascomycota, Pichiomycetes, Serinales, Debaryomycetaceae. Bases 51 to 3149 code for a protein of 1032 amino acids.